Notothenia coriiceps (black rockcod) is the source of this 1310-nucleotide messenger RNA. RefSeq names its product tissue alpha-L-fucosidase-like. Gene Ontology annotation, molecular function: alpha-L-fucosidase activity. The record is from RefSeq and is a predicted model, not a curated record. The transcript has 6 exons. Gene Ontology annotation, biological process: fucose metabolic process; glycoside catabolic process. The coding region runs from base 172 to 1287 and encodes 371 amino acids. Gene Ontology annotation, cellular component: lysosome. NCBI's taxonomy places the organism in Eukaryota, Metazoa, Chordata, Actinopteri, Perciformes, Nototheniidae.
AUGUGACGGGACCACAUUGCACCUGCAGGGGCACAACAAUAAUAGUGCAACUGCAGGAAGUGAAACUAUUUCGCAUUUUCUGCUUUUAAACAGUUUUAAAUUAGCUUCCCAGUAGCAUUAAUGUUCACUCACAUUCAGGGGAGUGAACUCUAACUCUAACACUUUAAAACCAUGCUCGCUCUGUGGUUCCUCCUCGGUGUUCUGGUGCCUCACACGGAGGCUCGGUACACCGCGGACUGGGCCAGCCUGGACGCCCGGCCGCUGCCUCAAUGGUACGACCAGGCGAAGGUGGGGAUAUUUGUCCACUGGGGGGUGUUUUCUGUGCCCGGGUUCGGCAGUGAGUGGUUCUGGUGGCACUGGCAGGGCCAACAACCUCCGGACCAGAAGUGUGUGAGCUACAUGUCCAAAAACUACCCGCCUGGAUUCAGCUACCCGGAGUUUGCCCCCCAAUUUCACGCUCAGUUUUUCAACCCGGGGGACUGGGCGGACAUAUUCAAGGCGUCUGGUGCAAAAUAUGUCGUCCUGACUGCCAAACACCAUGAAGGAUUUACAAACUGGGGGUCUCCAAACUCCUGGAACUGGAACUCAGUGGAUACGGGUCCUCACAGGGAUCUGGUGGGGGACCUGGGGGAGGAGGUGCGCAACAGGUCACUGCACUAUGGACUCUACAACUCCCUGUAUGAGUGGUUCAACCCUCUCUACCUGACAGACAAGAAGAAUGGAUUCAAAACGCAGGAGUUUGUAAUGCAUAAACUUCUACCUGAGCUUUAUAACAUGGUUGUAAGGUAUAGACCUGAUCUGAUCUGGUCCGAUGGAGACUGGGAAGCUCCUGACACCUACUGGAACUCCACCGAAUUCCUGGCCUGGCUCUACAAUGACAGCCCAGUCAAAGAUACCAUCGUGACAAAUGACCGCUGGGGUGCUGGCUGUGCCUGUAAACACGGCGGCUACUACAACUGUGAAGACAAAUACACUCCGGGCCAGCUGCCCAAGCACAAAUGGGAGAAAUGCACAUCUGUGGACACGCUCUCCUGGGGCUACCGCCGAAACAUGAAGAUGAGCGAACUGAUGGACUUACCCUCCAUUAUAGAGGAUCUGGUUCGCACUGUGGCUCUGGGAGGGAACUACCUCCUGAAUGUGGGUCCCACACCUGAUGGGAUGAUCCCCGCAGUGUUUGAGGAGCGGCUCAGGGGGGUCGGAGCCUGGCUGCAGAUCAAUGGAGAGGCCGUCUACGCCUCCAAACCCUGGAGGGUCCAGACCGAGAACACAACUGUACCAGUCUGGUAAGAAGCAGAGGGAGAAACAGUCUG